Molecule: messenger RNA, 336 nt
Organism: Phytophthora megakarya
Lineage: Eukaryota; Oomycota; Peronosporomycetes; Peronosporales; Peronosporaceae
Source: the annotation of a GenBank genome assembly
AUGCUAAGGCUGGAUCAGUCGGAUUUACUCUUCUACUGUCCGACACCUAAGGAAGCAGCUGCAGAUCGAGACAAGUUGAUGCGAUUAAUGAUGGUGGCCAUCAAGGGAUCGAUCGCACCUAUGAUCGGAUCCGCGAUCAUUUCCACUGGAGAGGGCUAUACAAGAGUGACAGCGAUAUGCAAAGGACGCCCCCGGAUCCAGGGCGAGUCACCUGGUAACCUUCAGGCGAAAUAUCCAUUCCUGAUCAUUGCCAUGGAUCACAUACCUUCAUUGCCUGGAUCCUUCAACGGCAACACUGAAUUGCUGAUCUUCGUGGAUCCAUUUGAUACGAAGUGA